Messenger RNA from Girardinichthys multiradiatus, 8955 nucleotides. It is a transcript of the gene shisa7b, whose product is annotated as shisa family member 7. Lineage: Eukaryota; Metazoa; Chordata; Actinopteri; Cyprinodontiformes; Goodeidae. The record is from RefSeq and is a predicted model, not a curated record. The transcript has 8 exons. Gene Ontology annotation, cellular component: postsynaptic membrane; AMPA glutamate receptor complex; postsynaptic density. Gene Ontology annotation, biological process: regulation of short-term neuronal synaptic plasticity; regulation of AMPA receptor activity. The coding region runs from base 2357 to 4402 and encodes 681 amino acids.
AACUGACUGUGUCAAAAGAAAAAGCAAAAAAUAUAUAUUUAAUGUAACUAUAUUCCUCUACAUAAUCAUAUUUAGUUAAACCAGCCUCAGCACCUGAUUUAUUUACCAACAUAAACCUUUAAGUCCUCCCUCUAUUACGACGUCCACCAUGAUAUUAAGAACCUUUUUUCUUCUGACUACUUAAUCUUUCAGUGUUUGCUGCUCUUAAUACUAAAACCGCGUGAUUUCUCUUGCCAAGACCAUAAUCAGUGCAUUAUUGGUUCAAAGUGCUUUAUAAACAGUUUGUGGAUUGAUAGAGGAAGCAUGUGGUGAGCAGUGAUAAUUCUCUGACGGCGUCUGAAGAAUUUAUUUUAAAUCGGAACGGCGUUUUGACUGACGGGUAACACAAGCCACGUUUGACCAGAUAAAUCCACGCCCGCCAUCAUCAUCACCGCUUCAGCUGCUGCUGUUAUCUCAAAAGCUUAGACAUAUACUGUCCUCUUAGUCUGCGCUGUGAAACACUGUUGACACUUUGCCUAUCUCCUUCUUCCAGUUGCUUGCAUUAGAGAGGCCUCUCAGUCAUUGUCAUCUUGUUUCUUCCAUAUGUUGAGCUUGAUUACCAACAUGAAAGCCCCCUUUAUCAAGUCCCAGUGAGCUCUUGAGCAUUCUUCUUUUUACUCCUCAAAAAAACAUGCAAUUUUAAACCUUUCACUGUACUCAUGUUUUUACGUGAAAGAAAAAUAAUUUUAUCUUUCGAAGAAGAAAAAAGCGCAUAACCUAAAGCCAUACUGAACACCAGCCAUACAGAUAACUUUUACACUUGCAAAACCCCUCACAGCUUUUUAGAUUUUUGUUUUCUAAAAAAGUGAUCUUCGUUGUGGUGCACACACACAUUCAGGGAAUCCAUGAGGAAACUGUUUGUGAAAAAAACCCAAAUUUCAUGGAAGAGGAGCUUCAUAAGUUUGCAUUUUUUCUAACUGCGUUUUUCUAGAUUCUCGGAAUUGCCUGCGGCUUCAAAUCGUGGCAGCGACAGUGACCACGUCGAGUUCCUGUCUGCGUCCCGUGUUCCUCUGCAUUGACGGAUGAAUCCAGACUGUUUCAUGUCUGUUCUGUGGGCAGAACCUCGCUGCCCUGCUAGAACCGGGCCUAAGCCCUCUUUUGUUCUCUUCUGUUGGGCCAAGCUAAACUCAGAGCAGAGACACUCGCGCAAGGGUAUUGAACGCACAUAGACCCGUACUUUUUUUUUAAAAUAAAGUCUUCAGCUCCUGUAAGUCGUCACCAGCUUCCGUUCUGAAUGCAUUGACAUUCCAGUUUAAUGGACCGAUCUUUUCCUUCCAGUAGCUGCUGGAAGAACAAUUUCCUGAAAGUCUUGAUGCUGCUCAAUGCUGUUCAUUUGCAGUAAAUUCAUUCAACACAUCAUAGCUGACAGUUUUUAAAUUUCAGUGUUUAGACCAAACGUCUAAGCAUACAUACCUUUACUGAUUAUCUUCUUCUAAGUUUUUUAAUACAGUUAAUUAUGGAAAUUGAUAGAGUGAUGUAGAAGAUCUACAAACUGAAGGAGCUCGUGCCAAAUUCAAACAGAUUUUCUUUCAGCUUGUUCGCCAAACAAAGCUGAGAUCUCUGAAGCUGCCAUCACUGUUGUUUACAGACACAGAGCCUGAAAUAAAAUUAUUUGCUUUCCAUGUCUGAUUAGUAUUUUUUUUAAACACCGGACAACAGAAGUGCCAAACAUCCAGAAGAAUAGAUCCAGCAUCAGUUCGAGCGAUUUGAAGUUUACAUACACCGCUAAAUGUUUACAAUCCACCGUUUCCAUAGCAGUUUCUUAAGGGCCAACCAGUGCUCUUUGAAGCAGCAUUCCUGUUGGUCAUUCUGUUAAGAGUUUACAGUUUUCCUCAACCUCUUUUUUGUUUACUGUAAAUGUGUAAAUACUGACACUUUGAAACAUUUUGAGUUUUGGCCAAGGGGGUAGAAAUGCCACUCUGUCAGUCGACAGACCUAAACUAAUUAUUCAGAACUCAGUGCCAUUCAACACAGUCAUAUUGUGUAGUUUUUGUUGACUGGUUUAUUAAACUGUUUUACAGGCAGUUUGUGAAGGGCCUAAAAUCUCGGACAGACCUCAAUGUUUACACAAGCUGCUUUUGGGAGGGAUUUGUAUCCAGAGAAAUGUUUACAUUCAGAUGAGCGAGUAAAAUGCCAAACACAGUCAUGAAACAGCUGCUGAACCACACUUGAACAGUGUGCAUCUGAACUAAGAACUGAAGUUAAAACGUUUUCAUCACAAAGGUUUUUAUAAUUUAGCAAGACACCAUCUUGGAGUUGGACUCUGAUAGUUGAUUUUCUUUUCUAAAUCACGGCUGAAUAACUUUGUCCAAGAACAAUGAAUCCCACUCUUUCAAAAAGGAUGAUUUGCUUUUCCAUCAUCCUGCUGCUUUUCCCCUGCCUCCCUGUUUUCACCCUGACGAUUACCGUGGAGCGGCGGGCUGGCGACGGUGAUGCCAGGACGCUCGGCAGUAACGGCUCCGCUGGUAAAACAAGUAGCACCUUGUUUCUCCUUACCGGCUACAAGCCAAAACCCCCCGAAGGAUCCAAAGUGGCACCAAAAGCGGCCGAGAUGGAGGACGAUGAUGAUCCGGCAGCUGUGGCUGAACUCCCUCCGAAACCCCUCCCACAGAGGAUGUUUCCACGGAACGUGACGGAAAAUCCACUGAGGCCUCCACUCAGUGGGGCCCAGGUGGCGCCCCCACUGGUGGAAGGUGAUGUCUGCAGGGGUUACUUUGACGUCAUGGGGCACUUUGACAAUACGUUUAACUGCACCAUGGACACGUACGUCUACUGCUGUGGUACCUGCCAUUACCGGUUCUGCUGCGAGCACCGGAAGAGCCGGUUGGACCAGGACUCCUGCACCAACUACAAUUCCCCAGUAUGGGCCGACACACAGGUUCCUGUCCACGUUCCCACUGGCAACAAGCCCGACCCUGACUUUGAGACGCUGCAGCAGCAGAGCAGCAGUACGGGUUAUGUGAUCGGAGGGGUGAUCUCCUUCACGCUGGUGGUGGCUGUGGGCGUCAGGAUCACCUUCAGCAAGGUGGCGCGUCGACCCCGCAACAGAGAUGUCAACAUGCCCAGAUCCCUGGUGGACAUUUUGCGUCACCAAUCGAGCCCCGUGCAGCAGGGAGAGAGGAACAACGCUGCCAUGCUGACCACCACCACAUCUGACGGGCGCACUUCCAAAAGCCUAUACACCCCCAUCCUGCAGAUGAAAGACAACCGCACUGGGAACUUCCACCACCCUUUUAACCAGCAGGGGUCUGCUUCCAGCCCCAAACACUCUGCUACCAUCGAGCGUGGACCCCGUAUGAACAACACCUCCCAGCUGUCAUCGGGACACACCAUGAUUUCAGGAAGCGGUAAAGGUACCGGAGGGGUCGGCAUCAGUGGGGGUGGCAUCCUCAGCGGGAGCAUGAGACACAACAGCAGCCACCCGUCUUUCUCCCACUCCUUCCAUAACUUGGCACAGCUGCCGCCAUCCUACGAAGUGGCCAUGAAACCUGAACUCAGUCGCUACAGCUCCCUAAAAAAACUGGAGAAAGAACUGGACGAAUACUCGGGUUAUUACAGCUCCAAACGUCGUUCCAACAACGUUCCGCCCUCCUUCUACUCCUCGCAGCACCACCUGCCCUGGGGGGGCGACUACACACUGGGAUCCAGGGGCACUCUGCCCCUCAAUGGCUCCCGUCCACACCUCCUCAUCCCUGCCUCCACCCCGAACCCAUACCCGCUCCCCUCCCAGACGCCCUACACCAGCUCCUCCUUUGAUAGGCCACCGCGCCGUGUCCGCUCCCAGGAUCAGCUGCUGGCCCUCGGGGAGGGCAACACCCUGUCCCGCCUGUCCAAGAACCAGCAGCACCCAUACCACAAAGCCAUGAUGAGUACCAGCAGGAGUUCCACGUCACAGACGCUCCGCAGGUCUCAUGAGCGUCUCCUCGUUUCACCUGACCGUCUGGAGGAUCACCUGAUGACAAUGGGUCUGCCAAUGGGAACGAUGGAGAGAGGGGCGGGAAGCGGGAUGGUUCCUACUAUGGGCCGACUGAGCCACCACCAGAAGGCCCAGUCACAGCAGAACAUAUGUGCCACGCCGUCCAUGGAUCGCCACCACAUGAUCAAGAUGAACUCACACCCGACACCAGGCCAUGACCAUGAGCGCAGCUCCGCAGCUGUGCCUGUCAUGGGGAUGCAUGGUGGCUGGGACUCCCACGGGGGCCACAGCGGAGGAGGAGCAGGGACUAUCGGAGGCCACCCCAACGCCCGACGCAUGGCCUUCGCCAGCAAAAGGCAGAACACCAUCGAACAACUGCACUUCAUCCCCGGAGGAGGAGGGGGGCAGGGACUGCGGACUGGGAGUAAGAACGAGGUGACAGUGUGAGAGGAGGAGAAAGAGAGGAGAAGGACAGAUGAAGGAUGAGAGGGAACCAAUCAGCAAGAGAAUAAAGUAGAGGGAUGAAGAGGAAAUAGAAAUGAGUUUUAACCCAAGCUGGCUGCUCCCCUUUAAAAAACAACAAAAACCAUGGUUGAUGACAACAUUUAUGUCUUGUUAGUAAAGCCAAUUGAUACUCUUCUUGUCACUUUGUUUUGAAAAAGAGAAUAUUCAGCCAUUCUUUGCAAAAGGAAGAAAAAUUUCCUCAUAAAAGAGCAAAAAAAAAUGCAGCUCAGAGGCUGCUGGGUAUUCGCUGUGACUUUUAUUGAAGGAUAUCUGCUGAGUCGUUGAAUUGUUCUUGAGUUUUAUUGCACUGUCCUCUGAGUCCUCGAGUGCUCUGACAGAAAUUCCUCUGUCGUUGAAUCAACUGUGGAUGGUGAAGAGCACCGAGCCUGGAGAGAGACGGGUUUGCUUGUUGUUGUAUUUAUAACAAUAUUUAGAACCAAACAAGUUACUUUUGUAUGAAAAUAACUUGAUAUUGAUUAUAUUAACAUGACUGAGCCCUGUAGGAUUUUGUGUAUACUUAGUUGAAAACAUAUUUAUCCUCAAACCCAGCCAGUUUGUAACGUAAAAGCUGGAUUAGACCAUCAUCGCUUUCUGUAGUCGUGAUUGGACUAUCAGUGUAAAACUACUGAAUCACUUGAGCCAAGUGCAGUUAACUGUCAUCUGAUGGCUUUAUGGCUUCAAUAAUUCAAGAUUAGAAAUUAAAGAUUUAUUAGUAAAACAACACCAACGACAACUCAUACUGCUGCCAUGAAGGCCCAGUCACAACAGCACUUCACAACAAAAUCAAGUCAGAUCUCCAAAUAAAUAGAUUCCUUAUAAUUUUUCUUACAUCGAUUUUUCUUUAUUAUUCCAACAUGAAGGACGCAAUUUGUAACCUAUUAACUCACCUUUUGUUUGGCAGUUAUCAAGCUUCUCAAAAGUGUGCACUGUUGUCUUACGAUAAAUCCUGUAAAACCGAAAAAACUAAAAAAAUCUGUUCGCUGAAAAAUAAAAUUUGUCUUUGUAUAUUUGACAGAGAUUUUAGGAAAACAAUGACAUCGGUUUAUGUUGUGCUUGAGGAAUGUGAUUAAAGAUAUUUCUAGAAACUACAACAAUGAUUGUUAUUUUACCAUGUUUUAUCUUAUGUUAGCACUGCUCUCUUCAAGCUUCCAAUAAAAUUCAGUCAAGCGCUUAAGAUGCACCAAUCAGGCCUUGACUGGCCAAUGCCAAUUCCCAGUUUUCGUAGAGUUCUGACCCCACAAUUCCAGUGUUCUUUUUCAGGACUAUAACACAUGUAAAAUAAUUUUAUGUAAACUUUGUUUUAGGUCAACAAUUAUAUGCAACAAACACUAAUUAUAGUUAUGUAGUAAGUAGUAGUUUUGAAUCCAAUGGAAAACUAAACUCAAAACUCAACAUUGAACAUGGUUUGUUGCUGUGCUUGCAAAAAAAAAUUGAAGUUUUAAUUGAAAAGGGGAAAACACAUUUUUUCAGCAUUUGACCCGUCAAGCACUGGUCAAAACUAAUCAAGGCAGAAAUUUGGCUAACUUUGAUCACUGCCAAAUUAAUUGGGGACCAAGUGAAAAAAGCCAGGCCUGUAAUUAGUUCUUGGGAAUUGGAGGAUAUCCAGGCAAGCUCAGAACUGAGCACAAAGGUCGAGUUGGCCCUUCUCUAAUCUCUAACCCGGCUUUGUACCAAUGUAUUUAAACUCAUGUACUUAACAACUAACUGUGGCUAUUUGUUUUAUUUGUAGUUUAAUGAAUUAUGAUGAUACAGAGCCAAAAUUAUACUAAAAACCUCAUGUAUAACUAAUUUCUUUGCACAAUAUGUUGAGAUAAAUUUAAAUUACAGCUUUUUUCUAUUGAUUGUGAUUCUGAUACCUGAUUCUGGCUGUGAUUCUGGCUGUUAUGAAAUAUGAUUUUUAUGAAUUAUAACCCCUGAUUUAACCAAAAUUACUGCAAGCAACAUGUGCUAGAUAUUCAGAACAUCACAUGAAAAACUUUCUUUAUGUUAAACCGAGUAGAUUAUAGAAAAUUACUUUAAAUUGUCAAUGGUCAAAGCAUCUAGGCAUCAACCCAAAGAGGGGUAUGAAGUAACGCAUAGUCAGCGUGAAACAUCCACGUGGAAACGUCUUCUUUUCAUCCACAAAAAUGGUGUAUCAAAAGACCAAAACUGCAAAGUAAAAAAAUUACAAAGGUUCAAAAUGACCUGUAGCAGCGCAUAUUGUUCUUUCUUUGUUUUGACGUUUUUUUAAAUGUAAACAAUACUGGCACCUAUUGGCCCAGUGUGGGAUUUUUUUGAAAAAUGUUAUUUCUUAUUUGGAGUGAGAAUAUUAAAAAAAAUAUUAAAGUUCUUUUUUUUUUUUUUCCAACAUAUCAAAUGAAAUGCCUGUUGUAGCAUAGCUGGAGCCUGACAAUAACAAUUGUCUAACCCACACGGUCAUGACUUCUAAAGCCAACUGUUUCACACUUUCAGUGAUGCUUGUGUGACUGGGCCUUGAAAAUUAACAUUCAGUAUGUAAUCAUUUUACGCUAACUUAAAGCCUUGUACAGUGGAUUCUAGUGAGUGUACAUUUAUGAAACGUAAUAGUGAGAAUGUUUUGAAUUAGACCUCUCAUUAAAAGGAACCAAUAUGUGAAUAAACAUCCCCCGGCAAUGUUUCAAACUUUUCACGAGUAACUUGUGAAGUUGAGAGCUUCUUUUUGCAGCGCACUGGCAUUGAACAGACCCUCCCGCUCGUGCGCAACGCCACACGCUUCCUGCAAGUUCAGCCGCUCACCUUGAAUGAAGGGAAGGGAGGCAGACAGGUUCUGGGCUGGGGAACAAUGGACACUUCACACUAAGGGCUAAACUGAAUUUAUCUUUGUGUGUCUGUGCUCUAAACAGCAUCUGCUUCUCAUUUUCAUUUCUUGUAUCUGUCAGGAGGCAUGCUUGUGCUUAUUUUCACAGAUUUCUUCACAUGUAGAGAGAAAAGAAACACGCAAGGGAAUUCUGCAAAGAAACCUUUGUGCAAAAAUACAAUUUUGUUGAAUAUUGUUGUGGGGGGUGAAAGCUUUCCAUAAAGAUGUCAUAUUUUUGACUUGUUUGUUUCUCUGCCGAUGAGAUAGACCUUCUGUCUGGGUUUCUUUUUCAUAAUGAAGUUAAACUCUGAUAAAGACUGAUACAGGGUGGUUAUUGAGUGAUGCUUCCUGCCCGCCAUUUGUAGUUUUUUAUUUUUUUUUUAUUUUAUGUACCCAUGUGUUAAUGGUUUGAUGAGAAACCUACCGCCCCAAAUGAGGCAGUGAGCACUCUUAUCAUAAUCUUUUAAUCUAAACAUGUAUUUAUUUUUUUAUAUCAGUGAAUUUUAAUGUAUAUGCCUGAAAUUUAAAUUUUACAACUUUCUAGUGGAGUUUAAGAAAACUGAAAAACAAAAGCAAAACUAUUGUGUUCACGGGAAAAAGAGCUGAUGCAAUCAUGAAGAAAAGACAGACCGCAUGAUGAUAUCAGAAGCCAGUGUUAGAGAUGUCAGUGCUGACUUAUGAUGUCACGGCGUGUAUGUAUCUAAUUGUACAUGCGUCUGUUUAAAACGUAUGUGCCAUUUGUGUUCCAAUCCCUGUCGCCUUUGUUUUAGGAAUGCUGAAUCUCAUUUAGACUAAAAUAAAUCACGAAAACGAUACUUUGACCCAAACUGCAAUUGUCGUUCAUAUCAACCUACUAGUGCUUUUUUUGUCUUUCAUUUUUGUCCCUUUUUAUUUCUUUAUUUUUUUAAGAGAGACAGUCUCACGCCACUUCAAUUUGAGCCGUGUUCACCAAAGCAAGGACUUUUUAAACAUUUCAAAAUGUACAUUUUUUAAGACUUAAAUGGUGAGAAGUUUUAGCAGUUACUGGGAACUGUAACAGCUGAGUGCAUUGAUUUAUCACAUGGUUCACGGUUCAAGGUUGACAGAUUCGGUUUUUAAUGCAGCUUCUUCCUUUGUGCUGAUUUUUAACAGAAUUUUAAGGGCCUAGAAGUGCAAAAUGUUGCAGCUGUUGCAGGGGGAAUCAAACAGUCAGUCAGUCAGUCAGUCGGUCAGUCAGUUAAAAUAUUUUUAGGCAACAACCGCUGUCACUGAAAAGAAAAUGUUGUGGCUUGUCUUUUUUGCUUUUAAAGAACUGAGAGGAAAAAAUAAGGAGAUGUUAGAAAUGUCAUAAAAUUUUUUGAUGUCUCACUCAUUUCUCCUCAUACCCUAAUAAGAGGUUGUUUACUGUUGUUGUAAUCCAUGUUGAGUUCAAAAUUUCCCUGAUGAAGGUGUGUGCCUGUAUUUAUGUGUGCGUUUGUUACCCACAGGGGGGAAGGCAUGGGCAUAUUUGUAUUCUCUAAGCUACUCUGCAUACCUCAAACUGUAUGAUAAAUUAUUUAUAACAUUCCCUUAUAUGUCUAAUUCCAAGAAUAUCCCAACAAAGGUCUCACAGAUGUGCAACCCUUUUGUUAUUGGUGAUGAAUUCUUGCGUUUGUAGAAAUCAUACUGUUUAAAUGAUAAUAAAAAAAUGUAUCCAACUAAA